GACUUACGCGUGGUCCACGUAUCUGAACAGGAAACAAGAAAUAUGUCCAAACAACUGCACUGGACAAGGGAGACUUAUUUCAGGUGACGUCUUUAUUUUUUAUUGACAGUCGUUGACACACACUCUAUCUGUACUAUAUUCUUCGGACGUCAUCUUUCCCGCGAAGACAAUUCCUGGAGAAGAGUAAGAGCAGGGGGUCACGAUGGCACAGAAGGUCCUGGUGACUGGGGGAGGAGGCUAUAUCGGCAGCCACUGUGUGGUGGAACUGAUUGAGGCAGGAUUCUGCCCUGUGGUCAUAGAUAACUUCAGCAAUGCCGUCCAAGGAGAAAGGGAUGUCCCUGAGAGCCUGCAGAGGAUAGAGAAAAUCCUGGACACCAGCAUUGAGUUCUAUGAGCUGGACCUGCUGGACCGCCCAGGACUGGAGAAGCUCUUCAAACAGCAUUCAUUCAGUGCUGUAAUGCACUUUGCUGGUCUAAAAGCGGUGGGUGUGUCCGUUGAGCAGCCAUUGAGGUACUAUCAGGUCAACCUCACUGCAACCAUGAACUUGCUUGAGGUGAUGCAGACUCAUGGCGUGCGCAAUCUGGUCUUCAGCAGCUCAGCCACGGUGUAUGGAGACCCCCAGCGGCUUCCCAUAGACGAACAGCACCCUGUUGGGGGGUGCACCAACCCCUACGGCAAGACCAAGUUCUUCAUAGAAGAGAUUAUUAUUGACCAGUGUAAGGCAGAGAAGGACUGGAACGCGGUGCUGCUGCGCUAUUUUAACCCGAUCGGGGCUCACUCCUCUGGGCUCAUCGGAGAAGACCCUCAGGGCAUCCCCAACAACCUGCUGCCCUAUGUCGCCCAGGUGGCCAUUGGGAGAAGAAAACACCUCAAUGUGUUUGGGAAUGACUACGAUACUAUUGAUGGAACAGGAGUGCGAGAUUACAUCCAUGUUGUGGAUUUGGCCAAAGGACACAUAGCUGCCCUCAAGAAACUGAAGGACAAUUGUGGAUGCAAGGUGUAUAAUUUAGGAACAGGAACCGGUUACUCUGUGCUCCAGAUGGUGAAGGCUAUGGAGAAGGCCUCAGGGAAGGAAAUCAUGUACCUGAUCGCCCCUCGGCGAGGAGGAGAUGUAGCAUCCUGCUAUGCUGACCCCCUUCUGGCUGAGAAAGAGCUGGGCUGGAAAGCUGACUUCGACCUGGAGAGAAUGUGUGAGGACCUGUGGCGCUGGCAGUCCAAAAACCCAACCGGAUUCACUAAUAACAGCCCGUCUUCAAUAUGAUGUCACUCAAUGCUCAUCUUCACGUACUCCUAUGUUCCUGGGCCAAAGCAAAUCAUAAAGUUCUUUAUUUUUCUUUCGCGUUCACACAUGAAGAGACCUCAAGACAAAAUGAAUGAUUUAUAUUCCAUAAUGACUUAAUAUUAUGUUGUUGAUUCCAUACAGGUACUUCUCUAAUGCUUAGGUGAAAAAUACCAUGUCUUGUCAUUUGUAUGUAUUGUCAUAGACAUUUUCUCUAAUGAUAUAAUAGCUGAGUCAAUAGCCAUAAAAAUGGGGAAAUAAAUACAUUUUCUAAACAAAGAAAAUA
Messenger RNA from Oncorhynchus masou masou (cherry salmon), 1565 nucleotides. RefSeq names its product UDP-glucose 4-epimerase-like. Gene Ontology annotation, molecular function: UDP-glucose 4-epimerase activity. The record is from RefSeq and is a predicted model, not a curated record. Gene Ontology annotation, biological process: beta-D-galactose catabolic process via UDP-galactose, Leloir pathway. The transcript is spliced from 11 exons. Gene Ontology annotation, cellular component: cytosol. The coding region runs from base 203 to 1261 and encodes 352 amino acids. NCBI's taxonomy places the organism in Eukaryota, Metazoa, Chordata, Actinopteri, Salmoniformes, Salmonidae.